UUCACACCUUUCUUUUCUUUGUGAAGAAACCUGGGUGUUAAUGGUAAGGAAUUGGGUACCAUUGUAUGUCUGAGGCUGUCUGUUAGAAGAGCUGAGCGAUGCCAGUGGGGGGAAAAGUAAAAAGAGGUGAAGGAGAUACAGAAGAAACUAGAACUGGAGAGGAGGUUAAGAAAUUAGUGAUUUGCUUUCGAUGAGCAUAUCUUUUAUUAUUAAAUGAGCAUGUCUUUUAAAACAAUUUUCUGAAAAUCUAAAUCUAAAAGGAGCUUUAAAGUUAGAGGGUCAGGACAAGCUCAGCACAAAAGGAAUUUGAGUUUGGAGUACUGGACGUUUGAAAAAAAUCAACCAAGCCAAGAACCUCCUUUUAUUCUACAGGUGCAUUUCUCAGACAGCCAUGGAAACUUGGUCAGUUGAUCAGGUCUGCAGUUGGUUAGUGCAGAAAAAUUUAGGAGAACUAGUUCAUAGGUUUCAAGAGGAAGAAGUGAGUGGAGCUGCUCUCCUUGCACUGAAUGAUAGGAUGGUUCAGCAGCUGGUAAAGAAGAUUGGACAUCAGGCAGUUCUGAUGGACCUAAUUAAAAAAUACAAGCAAAAAACUGAAGAACUGCAACCUUCUGCAAACUCCAGAGGGAUGAACCCAUCAAAGCAAGCAGAGACAGUCCAUCAGUAACAGGAGCCAUCUUUUCAUCCAAAUGAAAACCUUGAUGGUGGACUAGUUGACCAAAGGGUGCUGAAACAAAGAAAAAACGUGAAACAUCUUCUAGCAAGGAAUAAGGCAUUACACUGGACAAAAUCCUAUAUUUUACCAGAUUUCCCAUAUGAUGUCAAAUGCAUGUUAACUGAGCAAAAGUGUCCAGAUCACAGCAUGAGGAUAAGGAUCAUUGAGUUUUUACAGGCAGACAUGACAAAGUAUUUGGAAGGAUCACUGUACCCAACUACACAACAAUACAAUGAUGUUGUCAAUGCCCUGCUUCAGGCAUACCCAUUCCUGGAUGAAGAUGGCAGUGGUUUUUUUCUCUGGAAACGAGCACUCAAAGAUCGCUUCAAAUAUGUUCGGAGACCCAUAGAAGACGAUGAGCAAGUGAUGAGGAACAAAUGUAAAUUUGGCCACAGAAAAGGACAGACAAGGAAAUCUCUCACAGAAAUCAGGUGUGAAGAAAUUCAGAUUGUCCAGAUAAAAGAAGAAGAUGCUUAUUUAGAUUCUGAGGUAGAUGAACAUAUUAACUGGUUUCAUCAAGAAUAUGUCAAAGCCGAAAAGAACUGGGGAGAAAUUGACAAUAGGAUGAGCCGGACUCUGGAAAUUCGAAGAAAGAUGAUUAACAACAAGACACCUUUGAAGGAAAUUCUCAAAAUGUUUCCUUUUUUGAAGUGCCCUUAUCAGCUAUUCAGAGAAUUCCAGCUUCUCACCAGAACCGACAUUUAUAAGAAAACACGGCAGAUUUUGGAGACCUAUUCAGAAAAUAUACUGACCUCUUUUUCAGUGGUGGAAAAUCCAAUCACUGCUAUGUUGCAUGAGAGAAUGAAGCAACUUACAGAUGAAGACAUCCUGAAAUAUAUGAAGAUGACAGCCACAUGUUUACUUCUACCAGAUGUCUUCGGUGAUGAUCCUACACUAUUUGUUGUUGUGAAUGAGGAGGUGCAAGUGUCUACACCAGUCUUAAAAGUUAAAAACCCCUUCAACAUCAAUGCUUGUGAAUUUACUCUGUAUCUUGAAAAAGAAAAACUGACCCAAGUCGAUGACUGCACUAUGGCCCUGGCUGCUCUCAUUGCGGCAUUCCAUGUAUUUGGCAUUCAAUACCCCAGGAGGUUGUAUCACACACUGAACUUUUUAGACACGCUGAUCUUUGAUAUGAGUGGUCCUUCUAUAAAAGAACUGAGGAAAAGUGAAGAAUUUCAACAUCCACUCAUUUAAUAACACCUAAGAUCCUGUGAAAUUUUAUUUUUAAAGAUUGAUUUGUUGUGCAAGGGACAGAUACUAGUGUUGUCAACUAUGUAUAUUUAUAUUAGAGAAAUGUUCCUGUAUCUGAGUUUUAUGCCUCAUUCAUCUUUUCUUACACUUUAAAAGAUUAAAAUUAUUUUAUGACAUCCCACACCACAAUGGCUUUGGGGUCUCAUUGUUGAGAAUUUUCCUGCUAACAGUCCAGAUUAUAAGCCACCUAAUGCCUUCUCAUUCUGUAUAGAUCUGG
Messenger RNA from Monodelphis domestica (gray short-tailed opossum), 2180 nucleotides. NCBI's taxonomy places the organism in Eukaryota, Metazoa, Chordata, Mammalia, Didelphimorphia, Didelphidae. The record is from RefSeq and is a predicted model, not a curated record.